This is a messenger RNA of Stegastes partitus (bicolor damselfish), 3304 nucleotides long. RefSeq names its product dihydrolipoamide S-acetyltransferase (E2 component of pyruvate dehydrogenase complex) (gene dlat). The transcript has 14 exons. The coding region runs from base 154 to 2079 and encodes 641 amino acids. Gene Ontology annotation, cellular component: pyruvate dehydrogenase complex. NCBI's taxonomy places the organism in Eukaryota, Metazoa, Chordata, Actinopteri, Pomacentridae. Gene Ontology annotation, biological process: pyruvate decarboxylation to acetyl-CoA. The record is from RefSeq and is a predicted model, not a curated record. Gene Ontology annotation, molecular function: dihydrolipoyllysine-residue acetyltransferase activity.
GUGUUUUGGACAGGGGGAGGUCAUUAGAAAGUGAGCAGUGAGCUCGGCCAGGCUGUUGGGGCGCAGAGAGACUCGGUACCAGCGUAUCUCUGAUGCCGGUUGGAGGCAAAUACAUUAUUUAACCGCUCCGUGUAGUGUUACAACCGCUGCGACAUGCUUCGUCUAAUCCUGCGGCUCAGGCCUGCCUCCAGGCUCCCCUGUCCCCGUGCCCUCCCGACCGGGCCUGCUGCGCUCGGCUCCCGCUCCAUACGCGGAACCGGUGGCGUGAGGCGGCUGCACUGCGGAGCCGGGUCUCGGGCCGUGUCUCUGGGCUCAGGCUUCAGUCACAGAGCGACUCUCCUGCGGUGUUCCCAGCUUGCAGGCGGCUGUCAGAGCAAGCGUUUCUACAGCCUGCCGCCGCACCAGAAGGUGGAGCUUCCUGCACUGUCACCCACCAUGCAGACGGGAACGAUCGCUCGCUGGGAGAAGAAGGAGGGAGAUAAAAUUGCUGAGGGUGAUCUCAUAGCUGAGGUAGAGACGGACAAGGCCACUGUAGGUUUUGAGAUGUUGGAAGAGUGCUAUCUGGCAAAGAUUCUGGUUGCUGAAGGGACCAGAGAUGUCAACGUUGGAGCAGUUAUCUGCAUCACAGUUGACAACCCCGACUUGAUCUCUGCCUUUAAGGAUGUAACGCUGGACUCAAUCAAAUCAGCUGGAUCCGCUCCUUCACCUGCCGCCUCUGCUGCUGCUCCUCCUCCUCCUCCUGCUGCUGCUGCUGCUCCUCCUGCAGCCCCAGGCAGCUCUUACCCAACACACAUGAAGAUCACACUUCCUGCUCUAUCUCCCACGAUGACGAUGGGAACAGUACAGCGCUGGGAGAAGAAGGUUGGAGAGAAGCUCAGUGAAGGAGAUCUGCUGGCUGAGAUUGAAACUGACAAGGCCACCAUCGGCUUUGAGGUCCAGGAAGAAGGAUAUUUGGCUAAAAUUAUGGUGGCAGAGGGAACUCGGGAUGUUCCCCUUGGAACGCCACUCUGCAUCAUUGUGGAGAAGGAAAGCGACAUUGCUGCCUUCAAGGACUAUGUAGAGACUGGGGUGGUUGACGUUGCCGCACCACCUCCAGCUCCAGCACCGGUUGCAGCUCCAGCUGCUGCAGCCCCCAGUCCUGCUCCAGCAGCUGCUGCCCCAGCGGCGCCCAGGAAGGGCCGUGUGUUCGCCAGCCCUCUUGCCAAGAAACUCGCUGCUGACAAAGGCAUUGACCUGGCGCAGGUCAGCGGCUCUGGUCCUGAUGGACGCAUCACCCGGAAAGAUAUCGAUAGCUUUGUUCCUCCAAAGGCUGCACCUGCUGUAGCUGCUGCUCCCACUCCAGCUGCUGCUCCAUCUGCUCCUACACCUGCUGCAGCACCAGCUGGGACCUUCACUGACAUCCCUAUCAGCAACAUCCGCAAGGUCAUCGCUCAGAGGUUGAUGCAGUCCAAGCAAACCAUCCCUCACUAUUACUUAUCUGUAGAUGUCAACAUGGACCAAGUGCUUGAGCUUAGAAAAGAGCUCAAUGUGGAGGUGAAAGCCCAGAAUAUCAAACUUAGUGUGAAUGACUUCAUCAUCAAAGCCAGCGCUCUGGCCUGCCUCAAGGUUCCUGAGUGCAACUCCUCUUGGAUGGACACGGUCAUUCGCCAGAAUCAUGUGGUGGAUGUGAGCGUAGCAGUGAGCACAGCCAACGGUCUCAUCACGCCCAUAGUGUUUAACGCCCACACCAAAGGACUGGCUGCCAUCAGCGCCGAUGUGUCCUCUCUCGCUGCCAAAGCCAGAGACGGCAAACUGCAGCCUCAUGAGUUCCAGGGAGGUACGUUCACAAUCUCUAAUUUGGGGAUGUUUGGCGUCAAGAACUUCUCAGCGAUUAUCAACCCUCCUCAGUCCUGCAUCCUCGCUGUCGGAGGCUCAGAGAAACGGCUGAUGCCCGCUGACAAUGAGAAAGGGUUCGACGUGGCCAGCAUGAUGUCGGUGACGCUGAGCUGCGACCACCGGGUGGUGGACGGGGCGGUCGGCGCGCAGUGGCUCGCAGAGUUCCGCAAGUUCCUGGAGAAACCCGUCACUAUGCUGUUGUGAUCAGACUGUACUGCCAUUAAACUGCAGCGACGGGCAGAGGCCUCUCACUGAAGUGAUCUGAUUGGUCUAAUCUGAUAUGGAUCCUCCUGUGAUUGGCUGAGCUGCCAACAGGUCACUCCCAGUUACCCUGAAGGAGAAGAGGCAGAACUCACUCCGCUUACAUGUCUGUCUCGCUGCCUCUCCUGUCUCUCUUUCUUUCCUCUCGCUCUGUCUCACUCAUACUAUUUAUUGUGGCCCCCCAUCUCACGAGAGACCGGAAUUAGGUAUUUACCCUAGAAUAGAUUGGCAAUGUGUCACUAAAACAACGAUAACGCUUUACAAAGGGAAGUGUUACAUGUCAAACCAGCGGGCACAUGUAUCCCACAAUUUGUGUGUGUGUAUUUCUACACACUUCUAUCUGUGAAUUUGAUAAAGAAGACGGGAGGUGCUGCUGUUUGUGGUCUUUUAAGUAAGUGGUUGUGAUUUUUGCUCGCUUACAAGACAGAAUGAAGGAGCUAAAUGUACGUUAAUGUUGAGAUGCACACAGUUCAGAUUUACACACACACACACGCCUCCCUGUUCAGUGGCCACACACAAAAUGGAAAUAUUUAGCGUGUUUUCUGUGGAUUGAUGCUACAGUGUGUAUAUUCUUCACUGUGAAUGGACACAGUGCUGUACAUAUUUAUGGUGGUGAGCUGUUUGGUUAAAGUAACCAAGCUCCGGGUCGACCUCACCAUGAAAUUUAAUAACUGUAUAGUCCUGAUUGAUUACAGACGCUCUUAAAAGGAAAUACUGAAUGGUUUUGCCAAUUCUCUCUUCAGUGGGGAUGUUUUAUUUUCUAGUCUUGGGAAUAUUCUGUAUCUCACAGCUGAAACGCACAAAGCUGGUGUUGGAUGUCAUUACAAUAAAUUGGGAGAAGUCAACCUUGUGCCAUAGGCUCUUUGGUUUUAGUUUUUAAAAGUUAAAUUUACUGUGUGUUUCUACAUGAGUGCAAUUAAGAAAAGAAACUUGAUUUGUGAUCACAAAACAUCUAAAACAUUUGGGACAUUUCUAAACUACUAACCUGCUUUACCUUUUUUUUUUUUUUUUUUUAAAUGUUAUUACUGCUUACCAAACAGAUAACAUAAGUGCUAAACCUUCAGUCAGCCUCCUUGUACAUCUCUUUUUCCAGUAUCUCAGUCAGCUGUCACUGCUGAUUCAUGCAGACCCACACACAAUAAACAAAAAAAUCCACAGCACCUGAAAA